AUGCCUUCUUCUUUGGUUUCUACCAGUAGCGAUCAUUCCAGGUAUCAUCCCGAUUUUCAUAAACCAAACGAAUUCAAUUUGACCACGUUAAAAUCAGAAGAUGAUAUAUUAUUUCAAUUCCACUUACCAUUACUUUCCAUCUUAUCUCCAUUUUUCAACACUAUACCUUCUCUUGAACCGGGAGAACCUCUUUACCUCCCUUCGGCCUCAUCAGAAUCAUUGGCAUUUUGUCUCAAGAUAAUACUUUCUUUCUCCGACUCAGCUCCGAUCCCCGUGAUAGAUCCCAAAACUGUUGGAAUGGUGUUUGAAGGUGUUCUCAGGAUUUGCGACGCUUAUGACCUCCGACCAGUCUUGACUCAUAUUUAUCGAUGUAGACAAACCAUCUUUCAAAGUUUAAACAAAUCAGGAGCGAUUCAUACAUUCCUCGACUUCACUUUGGCGUUAUUAUCAAAUAAUCCAGAAGCCGCUAGAGAAUCUGCGAUCGACUCACUCAAAUAUGGCAUGGGAAAGAUACCUAAAUGGAUUAGAAACGUAUUGGUCGGAUACGCUCCGAUACAAUUGAUACAAUUACACGAAUAUCAUAUAUCUCAUGUCAAAUCUUUCGAACGAUUGAAAGAAGAUUUGGUGGAUGAUACGAAAAGUCAUACACCUGGUGGAGAAAUAUUUUCGAGGAAAUGUGAAGUGAGAUGUGAAACGUUAAGACAAUAUCAUUGUGAUUGGGAGAGAUUCAAAUAUGUUGCAGCGUGGAGAGUCGCCAGGGCGGUGGAACAUCUCAGAGAGGGAGAUGAGAUAGAUGACGCAAUGAUAGAUACUUUGAAAGAUCUCUCUAAUUGUGACCGCUGCUGGAGAGAUUGCGACUUUUCGUCGGAACAAGGUGGAAAACUUGAAGGUUAUGGGAUUGGACGAGGAUGA
Molecule: messenger RNA, 912 nt
Organism: Tremella mesenterica DSM 1558
Lineage: Eukaryota; Fungi; Basidiomycota; Tremellomycetes; Tremellales; Tremellaceae
Exons: 3
Coding region: 1-912 (303 amino acids)
Source: RefSeq, a predicted model, not a curated record